GAAAGAUGUCGCUGACAAGCUGGAGAAGGAUGGCGGCUGUUAUCUCUGCGGCGUUUGUCCUCUGCUCCCUUCUCACAACUGGUGUCCAUGGAGACAGCUUAACGGUGCUGCAGACUCCAGAGUUUGUGUCCUUCCAGAAAGGAGAGUGGCCUGUCUCUGGAGAGAAGAUCCCUGACCUGGUGGCUUUAACCAUGGGCUUCUCUGUUCAAGAGGAUCUGUCCUGGCCAGGCCUCCAGGCUGGUCCGUUGUUCCAGCGUCCCCGGGCAAAUGUGCUAGUGGUGGUCAGAGGAGUGGAUAGCCUGGCCCUGCCUCAGAGUGUGGCUUCUUAUCCCCUGGAGAACCCGGUGCCCUUCACCUUGGAUAGUGUGGCAGAGACAGUACAUUCUCUGUUUGCUGAGGACACACCUGUAGUGCUGCAGCUGGCCCCUAGUGAAGAGAGGCUGUAUAUGCUGGGUAAAGCCAACGCUGUGUUUGAGGAUCUACCAGUGACUUUGCAGCAGAUCCGUGCCCGUCUCUCUCAGGAUGGCUCUGUGCUGGCUUCCCUGCCCCUCAACUCACUCAGCCGAAAUGCAGAGGCUGAUUUGCUCUUCUUGUCUGAGGUCCAAGUACUGCAUGAUAUUACAGCUCUGCUGCAGAGACACAGGCAUUUGGCCAAGGACCACUCCCCUGACCUGUACUCCUUAGAGUUGUCCGGCCUGGAAGAGCUGAGCCGGGUCUACAGCCAAGACUCGCCCCAGUACCGUGACGCCACUGCUAUUCUUGCCACUGUCCUGCAGAAGUUUGGAGAGGACGUGUAUGGUCUCUAUGGCAACAGUGCUGUAGUGGAGGUUGUGACAGUGAAGACCUUUGAGGCUCCUUUGACCAGGAAGUCCCGUUCGAUUCUGGAAUCCAAACAGAUUAGUAACCCAGACAGUCCUUACAACCUGGCCUACAAGUACAACUUCCAGUAUGCUGUGAUCUUCAAUAUUGUGCUGUGGCUGAUGAUCGCUCUGGCUCUUGCCGUUAUUGCCAUCUCCUACAACCUGUGGAACAUGGACCCAGGAUACGACAGCAUCAUCUAUAGGAUGACCAAUCAGAAGAUCAGGAUGGAUUAAAUCCUGAGCAUUAACACUCCAUCUGUCGAAGUAGAGCCCUCUAGUGAAUGUUUGUGUUUUUGUGUGAGGUCUCGUUUAGUGAAAAACAUUUGACAGCUUUAUGGGGUGGAGGGGUGGGUGUAAUACUGAAUCAUCUUUUUGUUUACAAUGCUGGUAUGAUAAUUGACAAAAAAUAUCAUAAUUACAGCUACGGCUCUUCAUUUAGUCUACGUAAAGAGGUUAAACGACAUCCUCCACUAGUGUAUAGAUUGGACAAAAUUCAGUGUUCCUCCCUUGAACUCCAUGGCUCACAUCAUUCCUUAUAACUUAAACUCCUCACUAACUACGUUUCUUUUUUUCCCCCUGAUGAUUGCAACUUUUUUUUGUUUUUUGUAAAAAAAAUAUUGUGAUGUUAUGAAAGAAUGAGAUUUGUCUGGUUUCUGCGUGAAGUUGUUGUGCUUGUCUUGCUGUGUGAAACUUGUUUUAAGUUAAAUGAAAUUUAUGUGUAUAUAUUGAAAAUACAAAUACAAAUGUAUGAGGAACUGCUGUACUGUUAUUGUGAGAAGCUUUGUGCAUUGUUUAUUCCAGGUUAUUCACUCUGCUUCAAUUCCAUAUGGUAAAGACAUAUUGGAUAGCAGAAAUACUUGAUUAUAGUGUUGGUUGUUGAGAUCGGAUAGGAAUAAAUGAAGAAUAAGUAAGAUUAAACUGCAAUAUAAUGCCUGAUAAUAAAUUAUUACAUGGA
This is a messenger RNA of Scomber scombrus (Atlantic mackerel), 1815 nucleotides long. It is a transcript of the gene atp6ap2, whose product is annotated as ATPase H+ transporting accessory protein 2. Gene Ontology annotation, biological process: positive regulation of Wnt signaling pathway. Gene Ontology annotation, molecular function: signaling receptor activity. The record is from RefSeq and is a predicted model, not a curated record. Gene Ontology annotation, cellular component: external side of plasma membrane; membrane. NCBI's taxonomy places the organism in Eukaryota, Metazoa, Chordata, Actinopteri, Scombriformes, Scombridae. Bases 6 to 1094 code for a protein of 362 amino acids. The transcript is spliced from 9 exons.